Penicillium argentinense is the source of this 7269-nucleotide messenger RNA. RefSeq names its product type II myosin. Gene Ontology annotation, cellular component: myosin complex. Gene Ontology annotation, molecular function: protein binding; ATP binding; cytoskeletal motor activity. The transcript has 4 exons. The coding region runs from base 1 to 7269 and encodes 2422 amino acids. NCBI's taxonomy places the organism in Eukaryota, Fungi, Ascomycota, Eurotiomycetes, Eurotiales, Aspergillaceae. The record is from RefSeq and is a predicted model, not a curated record.
AUGCUGCCGUCUCAACUGAAGAACUCGCCCCAGCGGGCCAACCCGUUUGCACGAUCAUCACCCUCUCCAGCACCGCAAUCCCAAGCAAGGCCGAAAUCGGCCAUCAUCACGCCGUCGCAAGGGCUAGAGUCGGCCAGAGGGCAUCUCCGCAACUCAUCGGUCUCACAAAUACCUCCAACAUUGUCUCCGGCCUCUGCGAAUCGCGAACGAUCCAACUCCGGCCGUAACAAUGCGUCGCCUGGGACAUUCGCACCAAGCUUUAUCAAGUCCGAGGAAAUGCGACGCGGCGCCGAUCAAAUCAGAGGACUCGAGGGUGACAAUGACUUUUCUGGCAACAAAUACGUCUGGUUACGAGAUCCUCAAAGGGCCUUCGUGCGGGGAUUGGUUCUGGAAGAGCUAGAUGGAGGGAGGCUGCUGGUCCAAAGUGACGAUGGAGAUACAGCUGACAACUCGAAACAGCAACGAGAAGUCGAUGCCGACCAAGUCGAUAAGGUCAACCCGGCCAAAUUUGACAAGGCCGAUGACAUGGCCGAGUUGACACAUUUGAACGAAGCCUCCGUGGUGCACAACCUGCACACCAGAUACCAGUCUGAUCUAAUCUACGGAAUGCAGACAUAUUCAGGCCUGUUCUUGGUCACGAUCAAUCCUUAUUGCCCGCUGCCGAUCUACACAAACGAGUAUGUGAAAAUGUACAAGGGUCGCGGAAGGGAGGAGACUCGUCCCCACAUAUUUGCAAUGGCCGAUGAAGCCUUCCGAAAUUUGGUCGAAGAGGGAGAGAAUCAAAGUAUUCUCGUCACAGGUGAAUCCGGUGCCGGUAAAACCGAGAACACCAAAAAGGUGAUUCAAUAUCUCGCCGCAGUCGCAACCUCCGAUACUCCCUACGGUCGAUCCGGGACUAAACAUUUGUCCAACCUGUCACAACAAAUCCUGCGUGCCAACCCGAUUCUCGAGGCAUUCGGUAACGCCCAAACGGUGCGGAACAACAACUCUUCACGAUUCGGAAAGUUUAUUAGGAUUGAAUUUUCACGAUCAGGUCAGAUUUGUGGCGCAUGGAUUGACUGGUAUUUACUGGAGAAAUCGCGAGUGGUCAAGCCCAACUCCAGUGAACGAAACUAUCACAUCUUCUACCAGCUCCUCCAAGGUGCGGAUCGGACGACUCGUGAGAAAUUGUUGCUCAAUGAUCUCCAGAUUGAAGAUUUCUCGUACACCAGAGAUGGAAAUGACUCAAUCGUGGGUGUUUCUGAUGAGGCCGAGUGGAACUCCCUGAUCGAAGCAUUCCACGUGAUGAACUUCUCCGACGAAGACCAGAUGUGUAUCCUUCGCACCAUCGCGGCCGUUCUCCACCUGGGCAACGUGUCUGUGGCCAAAGCGAGUGCCCGUGCAGAACAGGCGGCGCUCGGGCCAGAUGGACAUGCAAGCGUGGAAAAAGCAUGUCAGCUCUUGGGCAUCCCUUCGGAGCCAUUCGUCAAGGGCCUACUACACCCAAGGGUCAAAGCUGGUAGAGAAUUGGUCGAGAAAGUACAGACCCCUGAGCAAGUACGCCUCGCGCUGGACGCCUUGUCUAAGGGUAUCUAUGAACGUGGCUUCGGGGAUCUUGUCACUCGUAUCAACAAUCAGCUUGGUCGUUCAAUGGCUGAUGACAACUAUUUCAUAGGUGUACUUGAUAUCGCCGGAUUCGAGAUUUUUGAUAACAAUAGUUUCGAACAACUUUGCAUCAACUACACCAACGAGAAGCUCCAACAAUUCUUUAACCAUCACAUGUUUGUCCUGGAACAGGAAGAAUAUGCUCGAGAGCAGAUCGAAUGGCAGUUCAUCGACUUCGGCAAAGACCUCCAGCCAACCAUCGAUUUGAUCGAGUUGACCAACCCGAUCGGUAUCUUCUCCUGCCUUGAUGAGGACUGCGUCAUGCCAAAAGCCACAGACAAGAGUUUCACCGAGAAGCUUCACUCGUUGUGGGACCGGAAGACCCCCAAAUACAGAUCUGCUCGUCUCAACCAAGGCUUCGUCCUCACGCAUUAUGCGGCUGAGGUCGAGUACACCACUCAUGAUUGGCUAGAGAAGAAUAAAGAUCCCAUGAACGAUAACAUCACUCGGAUGUUGGCCGAUUCUGCGCAACCUCACGUGGCCAAUCUCUUCGCCGACUGUGCUGAUCCUGAGGCGGGAGGUGAUCAUCCUCGAAGCCGAGUCAAGAAAGGCCUGUUCCGGACCGUGGCCCAAAAACACAAGGAGCACCUGUCCAGCCUGAUGACCCAGUUGCAUUCCACGCAUCCUCACUUUGUACGCUGUAUCCUUCCAAACCACAAGAAACGCCCGAAGAUGCUUCAUGCCCCAUUGGUUUUGGACCAGCUUCGGUGCAACGGUGUCUUGGAGGGUAUUCGUAUUGCUCGCACCGGCUUUCCGAAUCGACUUCCGUUUGCUGAAUUCCGAAAACGGUAUGAGGUGCUAUGCCAAAAUAUGCCGAAAGGGUACCUGGACGGACAGAGUGCGGCUCAAACUAUGCUGGAGAAACUCAACAUGGACAAAUCCUGGUACCGUGUUGGUCGUACCAAGGUGUUCUUCAGAGCGGGUGUUCUCGCCGACCUGGAAGAGAAGCGAGACCAGGUCAUUCGCAGUAUUAUGACCCGCUUUCAGUCGAUCGCUCGAGGAUUUGUUCAGCGCCGCAUCGCGAACAAGCGACUUUUCCGCGCUGAAGCCACCCGCAUUAUCCAGCAGAACUUCCAUGCCUAUCUAAAUCUCAAGUCUAGCCCGUGGUGGCGUCUUUUCUCGAAUAUGAAGCCUCUCAUGGGUGACACACGCACAGCUAAAGAAGUUCAGAGGAGAGACGACAAGAUCAAGUCCCUCGAGGAGAAAAUGAAAAAGGAUCUGUCUGAUCGUCAAAGGCUGGAUGAGGAGCGGCGUCGCACCGAAAUCGAGAUUCAGAAGAUUCAGCAGACUUUGGAAAGUGAGCGAGCACUUGCCCUUGACAAGGAAGAGAUCUUCAAGCGAUUGCAGGCCCGUGAAGGCGAGCUUGCAGAAAAGCUCGCCGAGGCAAUCGCGGACCAGGAGAGCCUGGAGGAACAGCUUGAUGAAUUGGUCGACGCCAAGAGAAAGACCGACGAACAGCUCCAAUUGCGCAUCACUCAGCUUGAGCAAGCUGGACAAAUUAUCCAGACAUUGGAGGCCGAAAAGAACGACCUUCAGGCUCGCGUGACGGAGCUUACCGAAAGGCUUGCCGAUGCGGAGAGCCGAUUCUCUGAUAGGGAUGGUCAGAUCCAGGAACUUGGUCAAGAAAUCAAGAUGCUGCAGAGUCACCUGAGCCUAAAGGAUCGCAAGCUCCAAGACCUCGAGGCCAAGCUGUUAAAGACCGAUCAGGAUCUGGAUGUCAAGCUUGCGAAUACUUCCAAGGACCUGGAAAAAGCGAAGACACAAAAUCGUGAGCUUCUUGAUGAGAAUCGAUCUAUCCGCCAGCAGAUUUCUGAGCUCUCAGCCACCUCCACUGGCUAUGAGGAUCUCUUGCGACGCAAGGAAAGUGAAAUGACUGUGCUUCGGAACGACGCAAAAAAGCAUUUCGAAGAAAAGCAGACCGUCGAGGCCGAGAAGAGAUCUCUCUCAUCUCGCCACGACAAUAUGCAGCAGCGCCUUCGCGAAGUUCAAGCCGAGAGGGAUGCCAUGCGAUCAGAGAAGGCGCACCUGGAACGGGAAGCCGCCGCUGUCAAGCAGCUCCUUGAAGACAAGAGAUCCGAAGAUGCGGAGGCUGGCGAAAGUCGGAAGCUUCUCGAGAAACAGGUUUAUGACCUCAAGGAUCAACUAUUCAAGGCCGAAGCAGACCUGAGCCGCGAGCGUCAGUCAAGGGACGACGUUCAGAUGCUCGCCGAUCAUAAUCUUGCUGAGCUGAACAACAAGUACGAAGCUCUCAACGAUUCGAAGAUCACCAUCGAGAAGGAAAUGUACAUUCAGCAAGAUAGUCUCCGCCGAGCCACCGAAGCCCGGGUUGCAGCAGAGAAAUCCCGCAAAGACCUUCAGGCUGAGUUGAUCAAGCUUCGCGAUAGGUUUACGACUGUGGAAAACGCUCGUUUAAAUGCGGAGGCCGAGAUUGAACGCAAAAUCAAGGGCCAAGCCGAUGAGCGUGUCUCUAGUCUCCGCAAGGAUUUGCAGGAUAAGACUGAGUUGCUGGAGGAUAUCGAGACUGAACGUGCAGAACUGGCUACCCGUGUUCAAGAGCUCACCCACGCAAUCUCCGAGUCCGACAACUUCCGAAUUCGCCAUGACCAACACAAGGAGCGACUCGAGAGAGAGUUAGUGACUCUGAAGGGUCGCCUGACGGCUUCGGAGAAUGACAACCGGUCCUUGCUCACCAAGAUACAACAAAAGAAUCUUGACAUCGCUCGGUCAACCUCCAAGGCUAGCGACAACAACAGACUUCGUCUGACGAACCUACAGAAGGAGAAGGCUAGGAUUGACGAAGAGAAGAAGAAACUUGAACGCCAGCUCGGAGAGUCGCAACUCACCAUCAACGCUCUCGAGAAGCAAAAAGAGAAACUUUCUUUGAACCUGGAGGAUAUGAACCACGAGGUCCAACGCGAACACAAGACCAGUCGCAAUGCUGAAAAAGCCGCUUCCACCGCCAAUCUUCAGCUCGCAGAGGCCAAUCGCAACCUUGAGAACGAACGCCAACUGCGGAGCCAAGCUCAGUCAAAUACCCGUCAAGUCCAGGGAACCCUGGAUAGAGCCAACAAAGAAAUUGAAGAGCUGCAUCGACAAUUGACCCUUCUUCACCGGGUGUUCGAGCCCGAGGCUUCUGAGCCUACACAAUCCUGGGAAGCAGUGCAGCCACACCUUUUGAAGCAAGUGGACUUGGCCCAAGUCAUUGAUACAGUGCAACACAAGCUCCGGGUAUCAGAAGAAAAGCAUGCCCGUGCUGAGAGCCAGCUCGCUGAAAUGCGCCGCCGCCACGCCGAUGAAAUGAAGGAUCUGGACUCGAAGUAUUCUUCCUCAAAGCGUGCUUUGCUUGAGGAGAUCGAUCAAAAUGAGGUCGCGAACAACCGUACACCGCAGCACCUCAGGAAGAACUCCGAGAAUGCUCUCAAGAGGUUCUCCAACCCCUCUACACCCAACCGUCGCCAGAACGCCUGGGAAGCGCCGAAUGAAUCGGCCCGCUCGGACAGAACCGUGGAUACCGUUGGUUAUCAAAGACGCAUGGACUCUGCUGCCGAAAUUGAGGAGCUGCAGAAUAAGCUUCAGAUGACUGAAAUGCAGAACCGCCAUCUGCAAAGCCAGCUUCACGGCUCUACUCCCACCCGGGACAUCUGGCAAGAUGAGAGCCCCUCCAUGCGUCGCAUGAAUCUUCUGGAGCGCGAAAAUGGCCGUCUUCAUGACCAACUUGACGACUCCGCCAAGAAGGUCUCGUCCCUGGAGCGAAGCAUUCGAUCUGGCGAGCUUUCGCUUCGUGACGUCCAGGCCAAAUCCCACGAGGAACUGUAUGAUCUGAUCAACUCCCAAGAGCAGUCUCGCCGCUCCUUGCUCAAGAUUCACAACGAUACCAUCGCCGAAUUUGGCGAAGCCAAAUCUCACUACGAGAAGCUCAAGCGUGCCCGGGCUGCUCUGGAAGUCGAGUUGCGUGACGCUCGCUCUGAGACCCAGGAGAUGCAAUCCAUUCGAGACCAGGAUGCCAUCAGCCGCAACCAGCUUCUUCAAGAAUUCUCAGAAUUGCAGAUUCGCCUCGAUGCUGAGUCGUCGAGGGCUGUGGACCUGGAGUCCAGCCUCAGCCUGUACAAGACUCGCGCCGAUGAGUACUUCAACAAGAUUGAACAAGCCGAGAUUACUGUCCUGAAGGCGACUCGUGCCGAGAGCUUUGCCAAGUCUCGCUGCCAGGAAGCUGAGGAAACCUGCGCGCAGAUUACUUCUGAGCGUAAGGAAAUGGAUGCCCUCGUGGAAGAUUUGCAGCGUCAAGCGACAUCCCUCGAGGCUCGCAUGGAAGACCAGGCGGCUGAGCUUCAGGCUGCCUUGCAGUCCAAGCAGCGUCUUCAGAAUGAGCUGGAGGAUUACCGCAACCAGCGAGCUAUUGAUAUCGAAGAUAAGGAGACCUCCAUGGAGCAGACCAGGCAAAAGUACCAGAGAGAGUUCUCGACCAUCAACAGCGAGCUUGAGAUGGAGCGGGAACGCGUGCUUAAUGCCCGUAGCGAGAACACCCGCCUGCGUGAUGAACUCGAAGACCUUCGCAGCAAGUGGGACAACGAGGUCCUUAAUAGCUCAACCUGGGCCAAAGAGAAGGCUCGUCUCGACAUGGUCAUGCAGGAUCUCUCUAACUCUCGCGAUGAAGCCGCCAAGGCACACGGCGAGGCUCAGACUAAGGUGGUUUCUCUGCUUUCCCAGGUUCGAGAUCUUCGUACAUCUGUGGAAGACGUUACCGCCGAACGGGACUUGCUUCUCAAGGAUAAGAAAAUGCUGGAGAGCCGCCUCGCUGAGGCUGGCGAGCGUCUUGAGGAUCUUGCUAAGGGAGAAAGCCCCUCGAUGCGUAAUGCCGCCAGCAUGGAUCGCGAGCUUCUUGAGCUAAAGUCCAAGCUUGCUCAACAGGAAGAUGUCUCUGCUGCAGCUGUUGGCAAGAUGCGUCGGGCCGAUGCUCUGAACACUGAAAUGCAGAAGGAGCUUACUGCGGAGCGGGAGGCUCAUGCUCAACUUUUCAAGGACAAGGCUGGAUUGGAGAAGCAACUGAAGGAAGUUCAACUCCGAUGCGUCGACCUUGAGACCAAGGGUUAUUCCUCUGGUAGCCAGGAUGUGCGGUUCUUGCACAAGCGGAUCAAGGAGGUACGUGAACUUCAGCAUCAGGUUAUGGCAACAUCGGUUACUAAUAUUAUACAGCUCGAGAACCACCUCGAAGACCAGGAGAACAAGCAUAGCGCCGAACAGCGAUCUCUCCGCAACGUCGAUCGCACUGUGAAGGAUCUCCAGUCUCAGAUCGACCGACGCGAGAAGAUGAAUUCUCAGCUCACCGAGGAUAUGAACAAAGCUCAGGAUAAGAUUGCCCGACUCCUUCAGAAUAUCGAUAAACUGCAUCAAGGCGAUACCGAGACCCAGAUGAAGAUUCGUCGGGCUGAGCGCGAGCUGCUUCAGGAGAGGGAGAAAGCUCAGCGUCUCGAGCGUGAGCUCGAUGGCUACAAGACGCGGAGUAGCACAAUCGGUCGGUCCCCCAUGGCUGCCCUCAGUAAUGCCGGUAGCCGACGAGGAAGUGCGGUCUACGGAUCCAAUGAUACCCCUCAGCGGAAGCCCAGCAACACCAAGGGCUUCCUGUGA